ACCAACAUUCAAAAUCAGCCUUACUACAUGUAUGUUUCUGGAGCAACUUCUAGACUCGAUCUCGAACAAGAGGAGAGACGGAAGGUAAAGGAAAAAAAUAGAGAAAUCACAUCUGACCCGACAGUUGACUAGUUGCAUGCAUAUGCACGUGCAGGGCCAUGCGAGGAAUCAGAUCCCGCCAGGUGGUUCCAAAACGGACUUUACCGAACCAGAGCAGAUACAAAGGGAGGGAAGGGGACGAGAUCAUCCUUCUCUGCAGGGGCGGUGCGGAUCAGUGGCGCAAUGCGUUCGACCGGUCCUGUAUGAAAUCCAGAGCCCGGUCGAGCCCAUGCAGGAUGGUGGCAACAUUCCUUUUUCUUCUUUUUUUAUUGUUUUUCGAGGUGGAUACAUCACAUAUACUUUGUACUCAGGCUGCGCUGGAGGGGUUUCGUGCGACGAACCAUCAAUGACUGUGACUUUGACAGCGGCAGCUCCGUUGCAGGUCUCGAACGGGGUGGAGACAGCACAAUCCAGAUGUCAUGCUGUCGUCUGUGACACCUUGAUGACAAGGGAUAAAUAUGGAUGUUGCCAUGGUUGCUUCAGGGGCCCUUGUCAAUAGGAAAUUGAUAGAUCGUGUGGCUUGACGUUAACUGACAACGUUUCUACUGACUUGUAAUUCAG
Molecule: messenger RNA, 660 nt
Organism: Aspergillus vadensis CBS 113365
Lineage: Eukaryota; Fungi; Ascomycota; Eurotiomycetes; Eurotiales; Aspergillaceae
Exons: 1
Coding region: 137-598 (153 amino acids)
Source: RefSeq, a predicted model, not a curated record